UAUACCAAAAAAUAGUUAAAGUCGCGUCUGAAAUUAGAUAAUUACAAUCAGUAGUAUUUAUAAUGAACAUAUACAACAAAUUGCGUAGCAGAGAACAUGGACUGGCCAAUGAGCGUACUUAUGAUUUUGCGCUGAGUCGCCUGUGCGUGUCCAGGCAGGACAGCUGGCAUGGCAUUGCCCCAGCCAACUACAGUCCGGACUUUAACCCAGAGCCGCCCAUAUUCUCAGCCAAGUUUGCCAACUGCGAUGGCUACAGACACAUUUUGGCCAUCGCCAACGAGGAUGGCAAGAUUGCGCUGCAGGAUACCACAGAGCGUAACCAGGAGCCUGAGGAGCAGUCGCUGAGUGCGCCACAGUGUCAUUUCAAUGCCGUUUUCGACCUGGAAUGGGCGCCAGGGCAGAUGCGCUUUGUGUCCGCCUCCGGUGAUCACACGGCUCGUCUGUGGGAGGUCGCCGGCUCUGGCAUACGUGGUCUCAAUUCCUAUGUGGGCCACACACGUUCCGUGAAAACAGCCGCGUUUAAGCGCACGGAUCCAGCAGUGUUUGCAACAGGCGGACGCGACGGUGCCAUCCUCAUCUGGGACAUUCGGGCUAACCUUAAUAUGGAUCUGACUUCACGCGUCGACAAUUGUAUUUACAGCGGCCACACUGGUGGUCCGGGCACGCCACAAUCUCAACGGAAACAGCGCACUCGCACGCCCAAAAUGGCAAACAACAGCAACACCUCCAGCAGCAUUACGGGCUUGGCCUUCCAAGACAACGAUACGCUCAUCUCAUGCGGUGCUGGCGAUGGCGUCAUAAAAGUGUGGGAUCUGAGGAGAAAUUAUACCGCAUACAAAAAAGAGCCGCUGCCGCGUCAAAGCUUACCCUAUGCGGGUCAAUCAACAUUUAAGGGCUUCACCAAUCUUAUUGUGGAUGCGGCGGGCACACGUUUGUAUGCCAAUUGCAUGGAUAACACCAUCUAUUGCUACAAUUUGGUUUCAUAUGCGCCCAAGCCGCUGGCCUGCUAUAAAGGCCUGCUCAACUCGACUUUCUACAUCAAAAGCUGCCUCAGUCCGGACGGCAAAUAUCUGCUGAGUGGAAGCAGUGAUGAGCGCGCGUAUAUAUGGAAUCUGGAACAUGCGGCUGAGCCGCUGGUUGCAUUGGCGGGUCACACUGUCGAGGUCACGUGCGUGGCAUGGGGCGCCACACAUGAUCGUCCGAUUGUCACCUGCAGCGACGAUGCGCGCCACAAGAUCUGGCGCAUCGGGCCUGCGCCGGAGACAUUGACAGCCGCUGAGGUAGCGGAACAAUAUCGCGGCCAGGCGAGCUAUGUACGUCAAUUCGAUAGGCAACAGCCAAAGGCUGCAACACAACAUAAAUAUAAUCUCAGAGAUCUGGAGUCCACGCCGCGCUCACUUAAGCGUCUCAUGGAUAUGAAUGAACGCACGCCCAGCUCUGUAGAAAAGACGACCAUCAAGCGUUCCUUUCUGGAGAUGCUAGGCGCGACAAGUAACGAUGCAAACAUGGAGCAGCCGCAACAGAAGCGCACAAAGCCACUCGAGUCCAGGGGUCGACGCUUAUUUGGACCAAGCUGCACCAGCAGCCAGCAGCUACCUGCUAUUGGCGAGGAGGAAUGCACCAUGCCCGUCUGCAAUCAGGAGAAUGCUGCCGACGACAUCUCGCCGCUAACCUGCACAGCUGCAGCAGCUAGUCGAUUGCAGCAGCCAUCGCCACUUAGUGAGCAUCAUUUAAAUCACAUUCCGUACACCUCGCCACCCACAACAUCAGCGCAAGCGGCGGCGGCAGCAAACGCAAGCUCCACUUCGCCAACCGCGCUCUCUUUAAUUUACUCGCCCACCUCGAACCUGCCCAACUAUGUGCUGGACGGCGAGGCGCCGCAUUUGGGCAUCAUGUCGCCCAAACGUAAAGCCAAAGAGAAGGUCGACUGGCUAACCAAAAUACGCAAACAGAAGCUCAUGUCAAACAGCCGGGCGACGCUUACGCUCGCCGAGAAGAUGAGCAUCGAGGAGACGCUCGAUGUAAUGGCCUCGCCCCGUCUACAAAGCCUGCGCAACUCCGAAUGCAGUCCCAGACUGCAGGCCACACCCAGGCGACGCAUAUCACACAACGAUAGCGGCGCCCCACACUUACGCACGCCGACCUCCAGCCGGCGGAACAGUGAGACGACGCUCCUACGUUUCUUCAGCGUUCAACGUAGCAGCGGCAGUGGUAGUGAUGCCUCUGCUGCUGCUGAAGAUGAAACGCCCGGCCAUGUGGAGCUGCCUGUCAUUUCGCCGCCGCAACCAGCAACAGCUACGUUGACGCUGCGCACGCCAACGACUGUCGUCGGCAGCGACUGACACCCAGAUCCGUCUAAUGCACCCAUCCCAUAUAUAGUGUUAACUGGACAUACCUUAAGUUAUUUCUAUGGUAGGUUAAACAGUUCUUUUUAUCUCCAAGUUAAUAAGCACUUUUCACACUUUUGUACAGUACUAACACAAGAUACUAAAUAUAAUUACACAUAUAUAUAUAUAUCAAUAGGAUAUUUUAAUUUA
This is a messenger RNA of Drosophila novamexicana, 2537 nucleotides long. It is a transcript of the gene l(2)dtl, whose product is annotated as protein lethal(2)denticleless. The transcript has 2 exons. Gene Ontology annotation, molecular function: protein-macromolecule adaptor activity; protein binding. Gene Ontology annotation, cellular component: nucleus. The record is from RefSeq and is a predicted model, not a curated record. Gene Ontology annotation, biological process: proteasome-mediated ubiquitin-dependent protein catabolic process; mitotic G2 DNA damage checkpoint signaling. Bases 63 to 2342 code for a protein of 759 amino acids. NCBI's taxonomy places the organism in Eukaryota, Metazoa, Arthropoda, Insecta, Diptera, Drosophilidae.